CCCGGCUGUGUUGUGCGCCUGCCCGCCCUCUUCGCUGGCUUGCGCGCGCGCACAGGCGCACAGAGACCCGGGAGUCCUCCGCCCGCCCGCCCGCCCGCCCGUCCGUCCCUUCCGUAGUCGGCUGGUAGCUCGCCUAGCCCUGGUGGAUCGGGGGUGCACGAGGGGGAAGGAGCAAGCGGGUGCUGGCUGGGGAUGGGGCUGAGGUGAAUCCUUCCGUUCCUGGAGCUGCUUCGAGAGAGAGGAGGAGGAGGAGGAGGGAAGGAAGGCAAGAGAGGAGGAAAGGAGAGGGGCCCGCGCGCAGGAGGGGCGGUAGCAGCGCUGCCUCUGCCGCUUCCGUCAUCAUGGCUCACUCCCCGGUGCAGCAGCCUGGCCUGCCGGGCAUGCAGAAUCUGAAAGCAGAUCCAGAAGAGCUCUUUACAAAGCUGGAGAAGAUCGGCAAAGGUUCAUUUGGCGAAGUUUUUAAAGGAAUUGACAAUCAAAGUCAGAAAGUUGUUGCUAUAAAAAUUAUUGAUCUUGAAGAAGCCGAAGAUGAAAUAGAAGACAUUCAACAAGAGAUUACAGUGCUGAGUCAGUGCGACAGUCCAUAUGUUACCAAAUACUAUGGAUCUUAUUUAAAGGAUACAAAAUUAUGGAUAAUAAUGGAAUAUCUUGGCGGAGGUUCUGCUCUUGACCUUUUAGAACCAGGGUCUCUUGAUGAAAUCCAGAUUGCUACGAUAUUGAGAGAGAUUCUGAAAGGCCUUGAUUAUUUGCAUUCAGAAAAGAAAAUCCACAGAGAUAUUAAAGCUGCUAAUGUGCUGCUGUCUGAACAAGGAGAAGUCAAACUAGCAGAUUUUGGUGUAGCCGGACAACUAACUGAUACACAAAUAAAGAGAAAUACCUUUGUGGGUACACCGUUUUGGAUGGCACCAGAAGUAAUAAAGCAGUCAGCGUAUGAUUCAAAGGCAGAUAUCUGGUCACUGGGGAUAACAGCCAUAGAGCUUGCGAAAGGUGAGCCUCCACAUUCAGAGCUGCAUCCCAUGAAAGUUCUCUUCCUGAUCCCAAAGAACAACCCACCAACAUUAGAAGGAAACUACAGCAAACCUCUGAAGGAGUUCGUUGAAGCCUGCUUGAACAAGGACCCAAGUUUUAGACCAACGGCAAAAGAACUCCUGAAGCACAAGUUUAUAAUACGGAAUGCAAAGAAAACCUCUUACUUGACAGAUCUCAUCGACAGGCAUAAAAGAUGGAAGUCUGAGCAGAACCAUGAUAACUCCAGCUCUGAAGAUUCAGAUGGGGAAACAGAUGGCCAAGCCUCGGGUGGCAGUGAUUCAGGUGACUGGAUAUUUACAAUCCGAGAGAAAGAUCCCAAGAACCUCGAGAAUGGAGCUACUCAGCUACACGAGUGGGAAAGGAACAAGGAAAAUACCAUUCAAAGGCGUCCUUUAUCUCGGUGCUUAUCAACAAUCAUAUCGCCAUUAUUCACAGAGCUGAAAGAGAGGAGUCAAGCUUGCGGGGGGAACAUGGGAUCCAUAGAAGAACUGAGAGAGGCUAUCUAUUUGGCUGAAGAAGCAUGUCCAGGCAUUUCAGAUACCAUGGUGACAGAGCUCGUGGAGAGACUUCAGAGGUAUUCAGUAACUGGAGGAGGAAGCACAUCAUCCCACUAAAGUAUUGUUUUGUGGCGUUUGCUUGUUCGAUGUGGCUCCUAUAGGCUCCUCCUCAAAUGCUGGUCUGCCGCUGUUGCUUUCAGUGGCGAGCUCUCCAGUAUGUGGACAUUCCUGAAGGUGCAGCAACACAAAUGGACAACAUAGCAAGGGCAUUGUUUUUCAGCUCUGUAUAGUUUUUUUUUAAAGAAAAAACAAUAAUGCACAUAUUCAAAGGAGGUAUCUUUUUAAAUUUCUGAGAUGUAUAUUUAGGAUUGCAGUUAGGAAACUAAAGCUAUUGUGAAAUCUCAGGUAUCUUGCUUUAAGUCAUUGGUCUUCAACUCAACGAUCCAGAUUCAGAAGCGAUUUAUGUCUCAAUCUAAAAGUGGGCGCCCCAAUGGUACGGCCACUGUUUUCUUUCAGGGUCUUAUUUUAACAAAAUGCAUAAGAUUGGGAGAUGAAAUAAUGGGGUUGGGUGGGGACUAAGUGGGUAUCAUAUUUUAGGUUGGGAUUUAAGAUGGAUCUCGGACCUGAACAAGUUGAAGACAACUGCUUUAAGUCGAUGAAUCUGUGAAUUGGAAAACAUACCAUUGGCUCUGUGUACAGAUUUGUAUAUAGUCACUUUUUUUACUCAAAACUUGCUCAAUGUGCAUAUAGAAUCCCUCUGUACAAAUGGCCAAGUUCUCUGUAGAUGAUGCUAGUGAGGUAAAUAUUUUGGCAGGUCACAACUGAUUAUUGGCUUGCCUUUUGUUAUAUAACAUUUUCGAACCGUAUGACAAGAGGUUUGAUUUGACCUUGUAUUUGUAGGUCAAAAAGCUGUGCUAUAAAAAAUCUGGUUUGUACCUCAGAUGCAAAGUUUGCUCUAGUUUUGUUACACGGUGUUAUUCUUUUUAUUAAUCUAGAGUUGGGUUUCUAAUCAUGGUACGACAUUGAUUAUUUCAGUUUCCUGAAUCACUUGGUUUGAGGUUCUCUAAUACUUGUUUGCUUUAGUGGGUUUUUUUUUAUAAAAAAGUCUAAAUUGUGCCAAUCCAAAGUCUGAAUUCAGUUUUAUUAGGGUUUUUGUUUUUUUAAACUUCCUUGUAAAAUCAGAUCAUCUCAUACAACUAAAUUAAUUUUUUUUCUCUUGAAACACCACUUAAGAGAUUCUGGCUGGAUAAUGGCAAUUUGUAAGAUGGUGAUCUUAAAAACAAUAUAAAAUAUAUGAAGCUUAUGUAUAUGAAAACUUUUAAUCAUGAUCAUUGAGAGAUACAUUUGAUUUAACUUGGUAUCCAAGAUCCAUUGUUAAGGGGGAGAAUACUUGAAAUUUCAUCAAUACUUAAAAUAGAUAUUCUCACUGCUGUACUUUAGUUAAAUAUCUGUAUAUUUGCUUGUUACAUCUUUUGUGGUUCAUCUUCUGAACUCGGCCUCUUUUACAAUGGGCAAAAAUCAGUAGAAUGUCAACAUUUUGCCUAUUGGGAAUAUUUUUUUGUAAAUGCUGUAUAAAUAUCUGAUAAGAUAUUCCAUUGACUCUAUUUCUUUUCAAGAAAUUCCUUGAGGUGAAUGGAAUACAUCCGUGCGAAGAUGUAGUUCUCAAGAAUUAUUAAAAGGGGCUAACAAAAGAAAAUAGGUUACUGACAAUGACUUACAUCACAAUCCAACCAUGUCUAGUCGGGAGUAAGUCCUAUUGAUUUCAGUGGGACUUGCUCCUAAGUAAAGGAGGGUAGGCUUGCAGCCUUAGUCAACAUUUUUAAUAUUUCACAGUUCGAGUGAACGUGAAAUCUUUGUUUUAGUCUUCAAUAAUAUUAAACACAUUAAAGUCCAACUCGGAACGUACCCUUUUGAGUCCAACCAUGCCUGAUCACACCUCGAGUGAGAACUUCCUAUGCCAUAUGGACUAAAGAUGAGCCAGGUGUGAAAAUGCAUUUCCAACACAUACCAUAUUCUGCUUGCUGUAAUGGUCUGCUGUAAACUGAUUUUGCCCACCUCCUCCUCCUCUAUAGGGUUGCCCCUAAGGCUCCCUGAAAAGACUUCCCUGAGGGUUGGAGCGCUCUAAUGAUUGCGGUGGGCUGUGACACGAGGCACAGAGGGAAGGGGGGAAUCUUGUAAAACAGAGAGGAGGUAACUUCUGGAAGUAAGACCAGCCUGCCUGAAUCAUAUGAGCAGAGUACUGGUGAAAAAGAGGCAACUUUUAGUCUGAAGAGGGUACCCUGUGGGAAAACUCCUCACACCCACGUGAUCCAUUUUCCAGUCUACAUGGAGACUAAGACCUAACAGCAUUUUCCAAAUGGAGCUUCUAGAAUUUAUUUGUGAACAAUCUGUUACUGUAAGAAAAAUAAUUGCAAUUCACUUUGUUAAGAGUAUUCACAGUUUGAGACUGAGGCAGAAAACUCUUUUGAAGAUUUGGGCAUUGGACUUCAAGAGACACCUUGACCGUGGCCUUUUUCUUUUAAUUGGUAGGUUUUUUUGCGGUACUAUAUUUGCAUAAUUGGGCAGCUCUUAUACAAAGAUGGCUUUUAACAGAGGUGUUUAGUUGAAGACUUGCUGAAAGAUUUAGGGAUUUGCACCCAAUCCUAUGCCUAUUUAUCCAAGUCCCACACUGAAUUCAGUUGGAUUUGCUCCCAAGUAAACAUGCAUAGGAUUACAGAACAAUAAUUUUUGUGGGUGAGGAUGUCCAGUUGUGGUGUCCUGCGUAUGCAAGGGACUGCACUUCAGUGGGGUUCCUCCUUCUCCUCCUAUGCACCUCCAAAAUUUGCUCGCAGGUGGGAGGCUGCAGGAGGGAAACUCCUGUUGCGUUUGAUGUCAUACUCUCACCCUCCUGUUAGAAGAUAAAGCAAAAUUGCAAUUCUCUUCUGGUUAUGAUCAAAUUCGGAUUGUAGUUCCAAAUCACCUCUCAAACUUUGCUAUAUGUUUUUUACUUUGGCCUUUUAAGUUAAUGGGUGUCACGUUUUAAACAAUGUAUUAGAAUUGUGCUCUCUAGGGAAAUGCAAUGUAUGCUUUCUGCAUUUUCGAUGUGUAUGGUGUCAGCAGGGCCAUUGGCUUUAUGCUUCCUGGGGCUGCUGGGAAUUGCACUUCAAAACCUCUAGAGAGCACCAUUAUGGGAAAGGCUGGAGUAGCUAAUACAGCUUUUCGUCCCUUGGCCAGGGGAGGUUUCGGUCUUAAAAUAUUCUUGCUAGUGAGCACCAAACACUUCCACAGUUACUCUAGAAAUUUCCCACUUUUCCAAGAUUUAGUAUAAUUAGGGCGCUAAGUGAGCUGUAAAAACAAACCCAAGUCUUUCGAACAAGAAAGGCUUCCUGUUUGUGUGGGCCGGGUCACUUUUCACAUGUUUCGUUAGAAAUCUGCUUCUCUUGCCGUUGCACUCUUGUAGUUGGGUGUAGGAGGUUAGGUGGCUGUUGUGUUGGUGCACAGAACUUCUGGUGAAAUAGUGAAAGUCUCCUGUUUUCUGAUUAGGUGCCAUGGGCUCUUUGGUUCCCCCAAUAGUUGGUCGUGUUGGGAGUCGCAUCUGGUCUUGUUUUGUUCUUAAUCGUCAUGUAGCGUUUUGUAUUUUUGGUACCUUGCAGCACGGGUGUUUUUGUUAACAUCUUUAGGGGAAGUUCGGAGGUGUAUUCUUCUAGUUGUCCCCUCCACGCAGCACACCCACCUCUGCUUGCUGAUUGGGGCGGGUAAUGUAUGUCUUGGCUUUUCUACAUAAUGAUGAUUAACAUGUUUACCACUUCCGUCACCCGUUUUGAAGAGGAAGGAUCACGGCAGCUGCAGGACUGUAGAUCCUGAGACCUAUUCCUACACCUCACCUUGCUGUAGCCAUUGCAGAAGCAUCUGAAUUGGCCCCAUAUUUUCUUUAUAGACAUUUGCUACUGAAUUGAAGUUGCAAAUGCACAGUGGAAAAAAGAUUGGAAAAAGGAUUGCCCCAUGACACCUGAAAGAUUUGUUGUCAUGGUUUCAUUGGCUAGAGUCCUCUUGAUCAGAUGCACAUAGGAUUAUCAGUUAGCAGAUGCACAUACAUGUAACCAGUGUGCCCAAAUGUAAGAGAUAUCAGGUCUACAAAAGCCCUGGUGGAGGGUCUUGUAUCUGUUUGGAUUCAGCAGACUUUCAUCUGCCUCUCAUGUUUCGGGACCUUUUGGUGCCGCUGAUUACAACUUUUCUUUGGUACUUGUGUGCCUCUAUGACCCUUUAUGCAUCUGAUAAAGUAACACUGCCGUAAUCAAUUUAAAGCAGCAGCGUAGGAUUUAAACUUUUGUAAAUAAGAAAUCCAGAAAUAUUUUGAAACGGAGAACUUUCCACUUCUAAAAACAAGUUGUUCCUUAAAAUUAGUAACAUAAUAAACAGAUACAGAACUAGUUAACUUAUGCAGUAUCAAGAGUUGAAAUUAUUAUUAAUUAUUAUUAUUUUAGGUACGAUCCCUUGGGAGAAUGCAUGCAUAUAUAAUAUAAACACAUAGUUUUUGGGUGUGCAGAAAAUUAGCGUUGACAGGUUUCAGUGCCUUCCCCUAAAACUUAAACCAUGUGAGGUGAUAUAUGCUAUUAAGUCACAAAUAAUUUUUAUUGGAAUAUUUUAUGUAAACCUUUGAAUUUGUUCCGACUAUGACAUUUAAACACAUUUGCUUUAUUGACUCCCCACCCACCCCCACCCAAUAUUUCACUUAAUACUUUGGGCUGUUGGGGGAAAAAAUGCGAUAUUUAUACAGCACAUAAAAUCAUCUCCUUUUACUCAAAAUGUAAAUUAAACAUGCUAAAGCAGAUCUCCAUCAAUUUAGGGCAUCAGAAAGUUCUCUGGAACCCCCCCCCCCGGAAAACCUAAUUGAAAGUCUUCCAGUAAACAUACACAUCACUAAGAACAUAGGACGUUGCCUUAUACUGACUUGGAUCAUUAAGUCUGUCUAGCUCAGUAUUGUCUAUAUCAGGGAUGGGGAGCCUGCAGUCCUCCAGAUGUUUUUGGAACAACAACUCUUAUCACCCCUGACCAAUGGCUCUGCUGGCUGGGGCUUAUACACUUCCAACAACUUCAGGAGGGCCUAAGGUUCCCUCCCCCAGAUUGCAUUGUUCCAGAGGUUGUUUCCCCCCUGCCCUACCUGUAAAUGCCAGGGAUUGAACCUGUGACAUUUGGGCAUGCAAAAACGUGUGCUGUGCCCUACGUGGUCCAGGAGAGCUUACGCCACAAUAAAUCAAUGUGAGAUGUGACAGUACUGUGUUUGCUGCAGCAGGCUUAAGGCAGCUACCCCGUUUGAAGCCGUUUAUCUUCAGUUCACAAGCAAAAGGUACAGUAAACAGACAUUGGACAUCUUUCCGUAUAAAAUCAGUUUUGGUGAGGAAGGCAGACCUUAACAUAUCAGGCCAGGGUGUCUAUUAACCAAGUACAUGCUAAGGAUAUGUUGCAUAUAAUAAGGAGGAAUCACUUGGCUAAGGGAUUUGCCCAGGUGGUUACUGCCGCCCUCAGCAUGUGUUGGAUUCUUUUUACAGGUAAUUAAAAGAAUUUCCUGGCUGGAUCAGAUCAAAACCUAGUCCAAAGCCAUCUGCCUUUAGGAAAUACACAAGCACAGCAAUCUGUUGAUAACUAGCCAUUCUCCUCCUACCCCCCGAGUGUCUGGUAAUUGGGUAUCUAUUGUCUCUGUACAUGGAGGUCUCAUUUUUAGCUAUUGUGAGGAAAUACCCAAUGAAUAGCCCCCUUAUCCUUUUAUCAAAUUCUAUUUUCUUCUGUAAUGCUGUUCUCUAUUUAUAAGCCUGUAUAAAAAUUGCUUAUGGUCACACAUCAAGCUGUUCUUCAACUCCUUGUAUGUUACAUGACACAGAAAUAAAGAAACGCAACAAU
This is a messenger RNA of Podarcis muralis (Common wall lizard), 7403 nucleotides long. It is a transcript of the gene STK24, whose product is annotated as serine/threonine kinase 24. Gene Ontology annotation, molecular function: ATP binding; protein serine/threonine kinase activity. The record is from RefSeq and is a predicted model, not a curated record. Gene Ontology annotation, cellular component: Golgi apparatus; cytoplasm. Gene Ontology annotation, biological process: negative regulation of cell migration; protein phosphorylation. NCBI's taxonomy places the organism in Eukaryota, Metazoa, Chordata, Lepidosauria, Squamata, Lacertidae.